Molecule: messenger RNA, 609 nt
Organism: Penicillium paradoxum
Lineage: Eukaryota; Fungi; Ascomycota; Eurotiomycetes; Eurotiales; Aspergillaceae
Exons: 3
Coding region: 1-609 (202 amino acids)
Source: RefSeq, a predicted model, not a curated record
AUGGUGGUAACCGACUAUGAAGAUAUCCCCGAUCUGACUGGAAGUUGGGUGUUGAACCGAAAGUUAUCUACCGAUCCAGACGAAGUCUUUAGUUUGCAAGGCGUACCUUGGGUCGUCAGAAAGGUCUUGCGACAUGCUCGGCUUUCGCUGCAAAUCUGGCAGAGCACUUCCAUACCGCCAUCCAAAAGCACGAUGAGCGAGGGAACCUCUAUUGAAAGUCCAGCUCUAACCGAGAAAUCCGAUUCAGUCACAACUCUUCGUGUGAAACAAACUGUCAAUCCCGGCGGGUUUGAUAGUGAAGGGUGUUAUGCUGUCGAUGGAAGCCCACAGGACCUUUCACUGCCUAUCUUCGGAGAUAUACGCACACAGCUUACUAUUAUCAACAAGUCUGAUAUCUUGGAUAACUGUGUCUGUCAGAUCUUGACGGUGGCUAGCCUCACUGCGAACGUUAUUCAAGAACUGGCCCACAACGCCUCAAAGGGAUGGGAAGCAGAAGUAAUUUGGGGGUUUGAGGAACUUGACGGAAAGAAAUAUCUUACGCGGAAUAUUAGCACGACCAAGGAAGAGAAGAAAGUCAUUGCUAAGAUGGUCUAUGAAGGUCCGAAUUAG